Molecule: messenger RNA, 525 nt
Organism: Trichoderma citrinoviride
Lineage: Eukaryota; Fungi; Ascomycota; Sordariomycetes; Hypocreales; Hypocreaceae
Exons: 4
Coding region: 1-525 (174 amino acids)
Source: RefSeq, a predicted model, not a curated record
AUGGGCGGCCGCGGACAGCACCCUGGCGCUCUGGCACUCUGCUGGCCAACAACAUCCCUGCCCAGACCUCCCGCACCGCCAAGAAUAUGGGCAAUGUUUGAGCUGCAGAGCAGCAGCUCUGUCGUGGCACCUUGCGCUACAUCGGGUAGCAAAGUCAACCUGGCGUCCGAGAGCUUUGGCCAUGGUCCCGUCUGCUGUCGCAUCUUGGUAAUCUCUUUUUCGUCUGACCCAGCCCUACAGCCCGAGAUCAAGUACCGACCGACGCUCUGGGUCAGGCAGACAGGCAGGCCGACUACCUUGAUGAACCGGUGUAAUCCUGACGCUGCUCGAGACACCCAUCCGGGACUGGCCAGUCGACUACUACCAAUCCAAUGCUCGCUGAGCGACGACCAGCUGCAGGGCCUCCGGCAGGAGCAGAAGGGCUGCAGCAGCGCCAAUGAGCUGUUUCUCGAAUCUGCAAGAGCCAUGAUUGCCGAGUAUUCAGUACCUGCGCAGCCCCGGCCAAAGCCUGUCAGGGCUGAGUAA